GAAUAUAUGUAUAAAUGUUUAUGUAAAUAUUCAAAAUAUAAAUGCAUAUGUUAAAUCGUACGUCAAUAUGAUUUAUCAAUCUCCAAUAUCUUUUUAAUACGUUUUAUUAAGUCUCAAAUAAUUCACAGUUUACAAAACGUAUUAAAUACAAUAAUCGGAUAUUUGCAAAUAAAUUCCAUACGUUGUCUACUGUUCGUUCGAGCAAAAACAUAAUCUUUAUCUCAACAUGUGCAUUUCGAAAAUAUUGAAAUACUUUAAACAAUGUUAAAAAAAAAAAGAAAAAAAGUUCAAACUUUUCCCAUAUCUAUCGCAUACCAGGAAAACUUUUUUGUUUUCUCGCAUCGAUUGAACACGUUCGAAUACAACGGUAAAAGAUAAAAUAAAAACAAAUUGAUGAGAAAAAUUCCAUAAUAAUAAUAAUAAUAACAAUAAUAAUAUGAAAUAAUUUUAUAAAUUAUAUAUUGUAAUGCAUUCAUUAAAUGAUAGUUUAAAGUGUCAAUCAACUAAAUCUGUUGCUAAAAUUUUAUCAAUCGAUAUUAUCGGUUCGUCAAUUCACAUAGAACUAAAAUAUUACUAAAAUAUUACUAGUUUUAUUUUUUACAAACUUUUCUGUCAGAUUUUCAACUAUAAACGAAAUGUUAUCAAAUUAAUCAAGAGAAAUAGUUUUGAUCGUGUUGAAUGAAUUCUUAUCAAAAAUUAAAAAUGUUCUUAAAUGUUAUCACAAUUACAUUCACGUAUAUAAAAUAUUUGUGUGUUUUCUCUACGUUUUCUUUCUCUUUCUUUUACUUUGUCUAUGGAACACGCUUUUGCCAUACCUUGAAUUAUUUUGUCGUACGAGUCUCAAAGGAGAAAUUUUCCCUCUGCAAAUACUAACAUAAAAAGUAAAAAAAAAAAAAAAAAAAAAAACAGAUAAAGAUACGGUCUCCAAGUCACGGAAACUUUGUCUACUACAGUUAUAUUUUUCAAAUGUAAUUUCUAAUGUCUUCUUAACAAAGUUUUACUUUAUUUUCUUCGUAUUGUAUCUAUUAAAAAGUUUGUUCAAUUUUAUCAUCAUUCAAAAUUCAUCUUAACAUUAAGUAACUAUUUAUUGUAAUGAUUUGCUAUUCAAUCAGUUCGAAAUUUUAUACAAUCUUUGCUUGAACUAUACCACACAAUUGUGUUUUUUUCGCUAUUUACAAAUUCAUAAAAUCAGCUUGAAAAAAUGUUGAGAAAUAUUAAAACAUUUUGUUGGAAGUAGUUGGCAAUGACAAUGCAAAUUAGAAAAGGUAAACACCUUAGUGAUUAUUUUCUUUCACGAAUUCUUCUCAAUAGUUUUUUAUUCAGUUUUCAAAAACUGACGUGUUGUAUAAUUGUUUUUAAAAAAUUCAUUUCACAUGUGAUUGAAAUCACAAAAUCGAAGUACACUUUGUUACGUCCUUAAAUAUGAAAACGUGUCGAUCCUUGUCGACUUUUAACAUAAACAACAAAUCUUAAGCUUUAAAAUCAACUUAAAAUCUGAAAGGAAAAUCGAUUGAAAGGAACACUCGAAACAUUUUAUUUUCUCAUUCCAUUUUCACUCUUCAACCUAAAGGACAAUAAAUAUUUUAUGAAAGAAAACCAAAUGAAAAAGUUGUUAAUUUUCAUGUAAAGUAUCGGUUAGUUUCAAUGAUUUACAUCUCAAUAACAAGAAACACGUAGAAAAUCUUUUCUAAAAUGUUGUUUCAUAUCAACAAGGUUUAUUUCUGUAUCUAAAUUACAUUCUACAAAAUUAUUAUUAACUUUAUAUAAGAAUGGAACAAUUCUCGACAGUUAUCAAAGUCAUUCGUUAGGUUAUAAUCUUGAAUGGUCUCGUUGUGAGAAUCUCAAGACUCUACUUCAUUAAUGGCAGAUGCGAUCACGUAACGCGGGAUUAUCUUCGUAGAAGACGGCACACGACGCAGCUGGGGAAUUAAUUAAAACGCACGUACCCGGAGGCUAUCGGGUGGCCUUCUUCGAGUCGUGUCCUACGGGCCGUGUCCUCCGGGCCGUGACCUCCGGGCCGUGGCCUCCGGUACGCGAAUAGACGAUAGGAUCGAUUGCGUUACAUUUGCUGUUAACUUCGUUUCAUUUACACACUUCAUUUUCCUUGUUCAUGUCCUUCAAUCUCCUAUUACAAUACAUCGAAUUUUUUAUUGUUUUUAAUAUCCGUGCCAAAUGAAAAAUAAAUCUUUCCUAAUAUCUUUCUGAUCAAUUUCCUUCAUCAAUUGUAAAUUUAUAAUCUCUUGUUUUGGGAAAUAUGAAUUUGGAUUUUAUUGAUUUCGCAGGAACCAUGGAAAUUGUUUAGAGCAUCGUUGCGGUAUAAGAUAACAAAAAAUAUACCGUGACGAAGCACACGCAUGCUAUUUUUCUUUUUACAGAUUUCCAAGGGCAACAUGAUCGCUCGGAACUGCUUCCAAAGUGCCAUUUGCAGAAUAUCGCGCGAUAUCGAGCUUUCCAUCGGAUCGAGACCCGAUGCCUUCCACGUAUCGUACGCGAUGUGUAUCAGUAGUGUCUAAGAACAGUGACAAACAAUAUUUUGUGCUUAGAGAAGUAAUAGUCAUCGGACGAUUGAAGAUAAUAGUGAUUAACGAUGAUGCCAGAUGGACACGUUGGUGGAUAUGGGGAAGCACCAUGAAAAAAAAGUACAUUCAUGUGAAUCGAUUGAAAUACGAAAACGUUGUGUUGCAUUUUGAACAACUUACUUCGAGCUAAUUUCAGAAAGGGACAGGGACAAAAUAAAGAAAAUUAACGAUAGGUUGCCUGAGGAGAUUAUGCAUCGCGAAAAUUAUGUAAGCUUAGGGAUCGAGGGUAAAGUUGGAUAAAAAAAAUUUCAAGGAAGAAAAAAAACAAAGGAAGAUAAGAAAAUAAAAUAAAUAUAAAAAAAAAAUAAAAGAAAAAGAUCAAAAUCAAAAAUGGAAUCGACAAAGUUAGGUGGAGCUGCGCCAACCAGCCCGAGAGCGCACUCACCUGCUUUACCGAGCUACUGUACCAACUCAGACGGUAACAUUGAUUACAUCAUCGGUGAUUAUAUGGAGAGAUUGGGUACUAGGCUUAACAUUCUUGAGACCGAAUUGAAAUACGCGUGGAGGGCACUGGAUUUACUUAGUCAGGAGUAUAUCAAAAUGUGGGAGAGAUUAGAAAAAUUGGAAGGGCUUUUGUACGAGCAACAGACGGUGAUCAGUCAAUUGAUAGAAUUCUACACGAACGGUAGUGGUCAAGAAAACGGUACUGGGGUAGUCGAAGAAGCGAGAUUGGUUGACGAGCAAGAUUCGGUCGGUGAAUUGGACGCGAUUGCAAAAAGUUUGAACGCAGCCAUAGGAAUGGAGGAGACAAGUGCUUUGAGGGAGAAAUUAACGCAACAGGAAUUGGUGAGAAUGCAUGGUGGACUAACGCAGGACAGCGUGACCGCGAAUGCCGUGGUUACGGACAUGCACAGGAAUGUGAGAAAUUUGGAGACUCUCGAGACGUUAGAGGAGGAGGGUAACAUACCGGACGAGGCCUUCUAUCGUAGUCUCAACAAUGCCUACAGAGAGGAUUUGAUCUGUGGGGAUACUUCUAGGCCUACCUCGCAACUCGGUAUGAUCUGGGAGGAAGCCGAGGAUGAGGAUAUUAAUGGUAAGAAAGAAAACGAGAUCGCUUAUUACGAAAAGAGUUCACCGAAAGAAAAGAAAACGGAGGAAACGUCUGUGCAACAAAGUAAAGAAGAGAUUAAAGCAUCGGUUACAAAGAAAGAAGAUGAAGCCGAUGAAGACGAGGGUGAAGUAUUUAGCGCGGCCGAUUACAAAAGCUAUCGAGGUAAUACACCUUGCGUCAGUGAACAAGAUCUUGCUCAAUUAUCUAGGCUGAGUUCGAUCGACCAAGUUGCUUUGGAGAAGCUUCACGAGCUCGAUAGAUUGACCAGCAAAUUGCAAAAGGAUUCUCAAAAUCUCAUUGAACUGCAAUCGCGAUUGAUAGAAUCACCUAAACGCCGAUACUCAUCAGAAGCCGAGGCUAAGUUGGCCGAAGAAGCGAGUAGCAUAGACGAACAAUUGAGAAAGAUUUAUGCGGAAACGGACGUCGAUAGUUGGACCUUUUCGAAGAGUCCCGGAUCAACGGGCAGAUCUUUGUCGAGGGUUAGCACCGAUAGUGGAUUAGCGACUGACGGUGACUUUACCGCAAGAUCCAUCUCACCGAGAUUGAGUUCCACUUCUAGGAGCAAUCUGGAUUCUAUUUCGAACACUUACACGCCUCCUAGAUUGGGAUACACUUCGGCCGUUCUAGAGAAGAGUCCCGAACCAGUUAUUCAGUUGUCUAUCGACGUUGGUAACUUUGCCAAAGGGUAUGCGGAGAAUAAAGAGCUGACCGAUUUAAUGGCCGAAAGUUUCGCGGCGGUGACUUGUGCCUCGCCCACCAUUUACAGUACCACUACUGACAAGGCUCCAUCGCCGACGCUCUCGGUUGGUAGCGUACACAGCGUUCACAGCGUUCACAGUGUCCACAGCGUCCACAGCGUCCAAAGUAUCCGAACUAGGCAAGACGGUUAUUUCGGUAGCGCUGCUCGAUUAAACUUGGACUUUCAAGAAAGUAGAACUCCGCCGAGUCCAUCACCGAGUUCACCACCGCCUCCGGCGCCGCGAGAUUCGACCGAAUCCUUCCUAAUGCCUACUGCGACGGAGGAGAGAGAGACCGAGACGAAAAGACCCCAAAGUCCUGGAAGUUUCUUGAGGAAUGCCGAAAAAUUGGUAUCUCUCGAUCAAGGUAGACUCAGCCCGCGUACUCCUCAUUCUCCUAAAUCUCCAAGAGUAUCGCCCAAGCAUAUAACGAAAACGGUUAAUGCGGCCAACAUUGUUGCUACUAAAUCCGAUUCUGGUCUAUCUUCGAUGAGCGGAUGGAGCAGCUUGGAUAAGUCGCCGAGUUCUCCAAAAAGUUCGAUCGGUAAAGCUUUGACUUCCUAUUCAGUCGAUCACACGAGAACGACACUAACAGCCUCCUCGUCCGUACAACCAGCGAGAACUUCUAGUCCGAUACCACCUCUUCCGGAAAGCACAAGCACCGCCGUAAUCACACAAGAGCCUCUUUACGACACUCCGGAAGGUAGAGAUGCUUUCGCCACAGCUGCAGCCCCCGUAACUGCUCAUUCCUCUUAUUCGACGACGACGAUUAACCACUUGCCCUAUACUUACGCGUCAUCGAUAAAAUCACCGGCAGCAGCGGCGGCCACCAAGGACGAUUACAAUUUAGUUCCACCACCGGCGCCAGGCACCUCCACCUGUCAAAGUCCAAAAAAACGAACCCGUCAACAAACAGCUCUUCAACAUUCCCUUCAGCAUUCUCUUCAACAUGGCCUUCAGCAUGCUUACGAUUCCGUACCCUCGGCUACCGUUAUGGAUUAUGUUUAUAGAUCGGAACAACCCGCCAUUUAUUCCGUAGCCGGCAGUAAUCGUCAACAAGCCAUAACGAGCGUCUAUACUAGUGGCUCCGGGAAUUAUGGCUUUAAAGUAACGGGCUAUUAUCCGGAUGCCGUCGGUCAAUACGCUGGAUAUCAAGAAAGUUACAACGCUCUGCAGUAUCCCGAAACAAGCGGAAUGACUGGCCAUAUAAAGAAACCAUUAAGAGGUUCCUACGCCGUGGAUGCGACGAGCAACCAAGAGGGAUACAAGGCAGCGAUGUAUCGUACCAUGUUUCCCACAGGAAACAUCACAGAUGCUUUGUCAUAUUAUCCGACCAGCGCAAGUUUACCGCGCACAGAGAACAACGAAAGUUCCUGGAUAAAUUCGAUGGAAGAACAAAUUCCCCAUGAUUCGACUUCAUCCAGUAUCAGAUCUCUUACCUCAGAUGGUAGUUACGCUCAAAGUCCUUACACGGAUCGAAGGUAUCCACAACCACCGGCCUAUCAAGCGCAACAACAGUAUCAUCAUACUUACGCUAAUCAAAGUUAUCCGCAAGUAGUUGGUUAUCAGCAACAACAGUAUCAACCUUACGGGCAAAGACUGUUGAGCGGCACUGAAUGCGCACAACUUUCAGACGGCUAUCAGAGACAAUGGCAACGAGAGCACCAAUACAUCCAGGAACACGAAAAUGCAAGAAUACCAAUAGAGCAACAGCAGCAACAACAACAACAACAGCAGCAGCAACAGCAACAGCCGAGUGAAUAUUACGACGCCUCAAACGUAAUAGUAUCUCAGUCCGGUUACAUAAGUAUUUCUUCGAAUUUGAAAGAUCACGAGGUCGAUGGCACAAAAUUAACAAAGAAAAUUCGACGUGGUACUUCUUUAAAAAACGCGAUGAGCUCUAUGAGCAAUUGGUUGCCUGAUCUUCAUCUGAGCAAAAGACACCGAAGUCAAUCUUUACCUGGUGGAGUCCGAAGAGAAGAUCUAGACGGAUCUCAGGAGAAUCAACAAAAAAUUCCAGCCGAAAUAAACGCUGCUAGAGGCCGAGGCAGAACGCAGGCACCGAGGAAAAAGAAAAAGCACACUCUGGUAUCGACCGUUUCUGGUAUUCUUCAAAAGGCUAAACGGCGAACUCAUCAUUCGCAAUCGCUAUCGGAUCCUGAACAAUCGGAGACCGAAUGGAGCAGUGGUAGACAAAGCGGACUUUCAGAGGACGAAGACAGUGCGAUGUCCGACGUUAAUCAAGAAUUACCAUUUUUUGCAAAAGUAAAAACAUCUAGUACAAAACGAAAACCAUCGCAACAAACGAUUACGCAGCAACAAGUUUUACAACAGCAACAGCAACAGCAGCAAACUUUACAACAGCAGCAAGCUUUGCAACAACAAAACCUUCAGCAACAGCAACAGCAACAAGCUUUGCAUCAACAAAUUCAACAACACCAAGAACAAUUGCAACAACAAGCAGCGCAAGAUGGUUGGGUGAAGGAGAAGGAACAAAGAAGGGCUGAUUCGAUCGAACACGAAACGAUCGAGCAAGCUAUGGCCAUGGAGGAGGAGGGUAAGAGUACUGGCUCGGGAUCGGGUGGAUCGUCAAUUUUUCAAACAGUCGGCGAUAUAAAACGAUCGACAGGUAGCUCGGACGAAGCACCCAACGAAAAAACGCCUAAAAUUCCACCGGUAACCAUGAUGGGCGGUGCUAGCAUGGAAUUUGCGGUAUCGAGAGCACUUGGCAAAUAUCGUCAGCGACAAUCAUCGACGGUGUCGGACGAGCAACCGCCGAUGGACGAAAACGCGAGUGAAAAGAAAUCGGACGAGGGGACUAAUGGACAAUCGUUGGAGCCGAGUUUCGAAUAUCCCGAAGAUCUUUCGGAAAAAAGCGAGAAAAGCGAAAAAUCGGGCAGUGCGCGUUUACCCGAAUUGGUGACGAGUUUAUCGGAAGAAGCACCACCGUCGGAAGGUAGUCCCUCGACAUCUAGCACAAGAGGAUUCAUUCAAAGUGCUCCUACCCGAUUUCUACCUCGUCAUCAACAAUCCCUCGAAAUACCUUGGGGAGGUGGUCGUUCCGCCGAGGACGAAGACAACAGAAGCACACACUCAUACAGAAGUACCUCAAGAGUAUCAUCGAGACGACAGAGCACCGAGGACUCGAUCGAUUCCGAGGACGAGUGGUAUUGUUACGAAUUGCGUAAACUCGAGGAACUAGAAAUGCAAACGCAAAUGGAUAUGGAAAUGAGCGAGGUUUUGGUGGAGGAAGCCGAAGAACGAGAACCCUAUCAACCGGACGAUACCGUUAAAGAAAGAAUGUCUUGCGUACUGAAAGAACUCAAAAUGAAAGCUGUUGCUAGGCCUAAAAUCGAACUUAAAGAAGAUAAAGAUAAUUUACGAGCUAGCAAAAUGAACGGUACGGUUAGCAAGGAACGUCGCACCGAGGAAGCCGUUGAAAGAUAUCCGAGAGACGAGAGACCCAUUCCUAAAAGGAAAUUUGCCGAAAGUAUAGAAUCUGUGUUCGCUCGAGUGACCGAUUAUCAUACUUGGGCUCACGAAGAGGAAGCGAAAAAGGAGAGAGCAGUACCGUCUCCGAGAAUCGAGGACGGUUCCUCUUCGGGUGAGACAUCCGGUCCGGAUAGUCCUGGACGAUCGAUCGACGAAGACGAGAUCGAAGAGGAGGAGGAGGAGGAGGAGGAGGAAGAGGAAGAGGCAGAAAGAGAUAAGGUUCAGGAAGAAAAUCAGGUGGAAAUAAUGGGCAUGGACGAGGAGAAGGACCAACAUGAAAGAGAACUAUUGUCCAGGGAACUCGAUGAAGAACAAUUCAGACGAAAAAGCAGUGGUGGUGGCAGCACCACCAUGCGACUAGAUGGCGAAACCAUGAAAGAAGUUAUCGGAGUUGCCGAGACAGAUACAAAUCUAAGCCUACCCAAGAUCAAAAUUGAUUCCUCUUCUUGCGCUGGUACUGCCGAAAGCGCACUCUUGAAAGAAGGCCAGGUUAGUCCUGGUCCACCUGGCUCCAAAUGGAAACUCAUAAAAACGUUAAAGGAACGUAAGGAGGAGAAACUCAAGGAGAUCGAAGAAGCUUCCAAAGAAGCUGCGACCAUUCCUCAGGGACCCACGGCGGUGAGUAUUAUGAUCAAGUGAGGACACGAAAAUCUCUGUAAAGCGUACUCGAGAUUCGGUAGUUGGGUCAAGUCCUAAUCUUUUUCUUCGUACCUAUGGAAACUUUACUUUAUCAAGUUUAGUUUUCCAACUAACAAUCAGAUCUCAACCAUAUUAUACCAUAAGAAUGAACAACAACAAAAUAUAACCAAACAAAAAAAAAACAUAAACGAGCUUAUAAGAACCAACAAACACUUUUUAUACUCUCUAUACUUCCGUCAAUGUAAAAGAAAAUAAAAAGAAAAAAAAAAAAUACAAAAACCAAGAAAAAAAAUGAAAGAACAAAGCGCGGUACUCCUCCCGUAAAGAUCAUUUCUAACUAUAAUAUCUUCAACUAUAUUCAACUAAUUCGAAUUUGGGUUAAUUCGAGGGACACAGCAGUAAUUGUGAGUACCAUUUUCGUAUUCGUUUAUACCAAAGUACUUACACUUUUCAAACAUUUUUCGAUUGUUCGUUUUUUCGCGUAUUUGGUAUUAACUGCGCGAGGCAUUUUAUCUACCUCGAGUAUCGAGUACGCUGCAAAUCCUUAAAAAGGAUAUAAUAAUUUAGACGAUAAGAAUGAUUUACGAGUUUAAGGCUUUAUCAUAAGGCCGCGUCAUAGAACUGUUCUCUGAUGACGUGAGCGUAAUCCAGUCAAUACACUUAUUGUUAAUGAUUACAAUAUGCGAGUGUCAAGCUUUGCUGUCCGUUAACCUUAAAAUAGGUAAAGAUUAUUAUACCGUCAACCAGCGUGAAAGAAAUUAUGUCAAACAAACAAAUAAUGAAGCCAUAUAUCGUACUACUAAUUACGCAUCUAUCUUUGUCAAUUCGAAUGUAACACCAUUAUAACGCUUGUCUAGAAACAUAUUCUUAAGAAGAUAA
Molecule: messenger RNA, 9377 nt
Organism: Polistes dominula (European paper wasp)
Lineage: Eukaryota; Metazoa; Arthropoda; Insecta; Hymenoptera; Vespidae
Source: RefSeq, a predicted model, not a curated record